Penicillium maclennaniae is the source of this 1566-nucleotide messenger RNA. RefSeq names its product putative C2H2 finger domain protein. The transcript is spliced from 3 exons. NCBI's taxonomy places the organism in Eukaryota, Fungi, Ascomycota, Eurotiomycetes, Eurotiales, Aspergillaceae. The record is from RefSeq and is a predicted model, not a curated record. Bases 1 to 1566 code for a protein of 521 amino acids. Gene Ontology annotation, cellular component: cytoplasm. Gene Ontology annotation, molecular function: nucleic acid binding; zinc ion binding.
AUGGGUCAAUCUCAAUCCACCGGCUCAAAAGGCCCCCAAGAGCAACAAUCCGCGCGAAAGACAGACUAUUACGAGUUGUUGGGUGUUGCACCAGCUGCUACCGAUGAUGAGAUCAAAAAGGCAUAUCGAAAGAAGGCCCUCGAGUUGCACCCCGAUCGCAAUUACGGGAAUGCCGAGGAGGCUACAAAGCUUUUCGCUGAAAUUCAAUCGGCCUACGAGGUGCUCGCUGACCCUCAGGAGCGUGCGUGGUAUGAUUCGCACAGCGACGCAUUUUUGGGGACCAACGGAGGCUCUGAGGGGGAUCAACAUUCCUACAACAUUCGGAUCACGACUGCGGAAGAUGUCCUGAAGGUAUUCGCAAAGUUCAGCCCGCGAAUGGAAUUCUCAGAUUCGCCCAGCGGGUUUUUUGGCGGCCUCGGCGAUCAAUUUUCCCAAUUGGCGCUAGAGGAGCGACUGGCUUGCCAAUGGGAAGACCAAGACAUGGUGGAUUAUCCCCCCUUUGGGACGCAGGCCGACGAUUUUGAAUCAGUCGUGCGCCCAUUCUACGCCGCGUGGAGCGGAUUCUCAACGAGAAAAUCCUUCUCUUGGAAGGACGCUUAUCGUCUUUCCGAUGCCCCUGAUCGGCGAGUCCGCAGGCUCAUGGAAAAAGAGAAUCGGCGCCUUCGAGAUGAAGCUAUACGCGAAUUCAAUGAUGCCGUUCGGUCUCUUGUGGCAUUUGUCAAGAAGCGGGACCCACGCUACAAGGCUAAUGCUUUAAAUGAGGCUCAAAGGCAGGAGACUCUGCGUCAGUCCGUGGCAGCUCAGGCGGCAAGAUCUCGUGCGAUGAAUCAAGCAAAAAUGCGCGAUCAUAUCGUUCCCCAAUGGGCUCAGUCCGAAGAACCCGUGGCAGAUAACAGUCAAGAGACCUCGGAAAGUGAGGUCGAAAGCUUUGAAUGUGUGGCGUGCAAGAAGCAAUUCAAGAGCCAGAAGCAAUUUGAGGCUCAUGAACGUAGUAAGAAACAUUUGAAGGCUGUUAAGCAGCUGCGUCGGGAGAUGCUAUUGGAGAAUGAGCAGCUGGACUUGAAGCCUGCGGUUCAAGUUGACGCAUACCGUGGCUUCGAAGGCAUAAAUGAUCGCGAUAAUGAUCAUGAUGGAGACGAUAGUGACCACUGCUCUGGCCCCGUGGGCACCCAGCCGGAUAGCUCUGCUGUUCAAGAAGACGGUUAUCCCCAAGAUACUCUAUCAAUAAGUAGGAGUAAUCUUUCGGGCUCUGUAUCUGAGGAUGAGAAGUCCAUCGAAGAUGAGGACUAUGUGUCUAGGGAAACCAUUGAAACGAGGCUUCGCUCAGACUUCGAUCCUUUGCUGGGCGAUGACUCGAUUCCUGCGCUGACCGAGCAAUUGUCCUCUUCUGCGCUCAACGACGCACCAGCUGCGCCGCAGGUUGGCAAAGCUAAGCAGAAGCGGGCCAAAAAGGCAGCUCGGAAAACGGAAAAGCCCGGGGGGGGUUACAACCCUUCCCACGCGCAACCGAUUGCAGGUAAGGAAGAAGACGAUGAAGUUCGAAGCACCUUCAUCUCAUGGGUUUGA